GAAGAGGAUUCACUGCCUUUACCAACGCUGUUAUUAUGACACGCUUACCAUCUUUUUACAUUGGGUUUUAUUUCACAUGUAUAAUAUUUACGUUCUUUAAUGACGGAACUGUCUGUAAUGUCGUGUUUCAGCCUGCGUUCAUUCAGGCAUCUGGUCCAAAAAUAUCAUCUUUUCUGGUUGGAAACGUGUCUGGCAUUUCAUUCAGUCUUAGUGCUGUUUCUUCAUCAAAUGCAACAGGUAGCAUCCCUCCAUCAUCCUGUUUGCCGGUUUAUCAAACACAGUGGAAUCUUUCCUAUGAAUUAAUUGGGAAGAAUGCCUUUGUGGUGCGUAUGAGUCUGAACCGCAGUCUGCAGCUGUGUGGAAAUGAAACCUCCAUCUUGGACUGCUGUCUGGAGCCUCUUUGUGUCCAGGAGACUCUGCUUGUGUCUGCAUGUGUGGAUGAAACACCUAAAGCCUCCCUCAUUAUACAGACCCAGAUUUAUGCCCAGGUCCUCCCCGGUAAACCUCCAUCUGUAAAUAAAACAGUCAUUCCCAACCAAGUAUUUCAGCCUCUCGGCCAGUGCCCGUGCGAUGUUUCUCCAGGCGAGUGUGACAUACGUUGCUGCUGUGACCAGGACUGUACUCAAGAAGUCCUGGGGCUCUUUGCAACUCAGUGUUUUCCUGGACCGUACGGGGGAAGUUUCAGUCCUGUUCCAGAGUAUCAGUGUUCAACUCAGCCCUCUGAAAAUGACCCUGAUUGGUUCCCCUUCCUCUGUGUCAUCUCACCCUCCUACAACAACCCUUUUCUGGGACUUUUCUAUGAUGGUGGAACAGUCUCUGCAAAACCAAGUCCAUCAUUCCAAGCCCCUCAGAUGACAGCUACUGUUCCCCCCAUUAACUACAACCAAGGGAAUCCAAUAUUCACUAAGGAUGACAAAUACUUCACCAUUCCACAGAACACUGGAACGGGUCAGUGUGCGGAAAACGCGCCAGUGGCAUUUUUGGAGAACUUUGAGUUUCAGUGUGUGAGGAGGCUUCAAUUCUGUCCAUCUCCAUCUGAUGACUUGAGGGUGGAUGUUAAAGAUGGACAGGGAGGUGUGAUUGCAGUCAGUGUUGUGGAUGAAGUAGCUGAAAACCUCAGAUUAUUUGUGUCAAAUUCUCCUGAGGUCUCUUCAGAGCCACAACAGUGUGAUAAUGUCGUUGUGUCCUUGCGUUACACUUUUUACUGGAGCGGGAACAGCCUUACUGCGAUUACUGUGACACGAACCACUGCAAACAUCACUGUACCUGUAACUUUGACAAGAAGAUAUUCUGCUGUGUUUUUGAACGGAAAUGAGACCUCUCAGCCAUACUCGGGUUACCAAGUGAAGAGGCCCUUGAUUGGUGGCGUUUUGGACUCUGAAACAGGAGUUGUACAGAGGACCCAGAUCAGUCUAUUGCAGCCAGCUGGAGAUGGCCUGUGCUCUUCUGCUAAACUGAGAUCAGCUCUGUUUGGGAUCAACUCCACAUCAGGCUGUGUGGUUCCUGUGAGUUUAACGAAUAUGACACAGUGCAGUCUGUUAAGAGAAAGGGUGCGCUCUGUUCUAGAUGGAUUAGUGACCGCUACACUCGUCUCCACUUCAGGAAAACCAGACUUUUACAAUUUGACGGACUGGGUCAACAUUACUACAUCGCAGCAGAACCAGAGUCAGUCAGCAGAGGGCAGCAAAGGAGAGUGUUCAGCCGUGCCAACUCACCUCCACAUCCACGUGAAGAGCAGCAUCAUGGGAAGAGUUCAGGGUGUUCCUCAAAUGUUUAUCCAGUCCAUGCAGAUCAGUUUCUUAGAGAGCACAUGGAGGAUUGAGUGUGGUCUGGGAACGAUGGACCCCUGUUUAAACCCAGAGCUCAUGCAGAAUUUCCCAGUCACCUCUUCUGUGACGUUUACUGACCUUUCUCUUUAUUCACAACCACCCAGAUCCAGGUUCAGUAUUAACUUCACAGAGUUUGACUGUGACAGGAAUGAUGUUUGCUGGCCUGAACUGGCCUUUCCUCUCACGACAUACUACACUGGCGAGCCUUAUUCUGAAGCUCUGGCUAAAGGUCUGACUCUUGUGUUUUUCUUCAUCGUGGCGUCUGUUUUGGGAACCCCAUGGAGACAAAUCCGACAGGCCUGGAGCAAUUUUUGAUCAGGACAGGGAAAACUGAGCUGUAAAUAACUGUAAACGUACAAUUAUUUAUUUUUCUUUUCUGGUUUGUACAUUUUCUUACAUUAUUUAUAAAGUUUUGUCAAUGGAACUUUGUGCUUUUUUUAAUGAAAUUUUGAAUAUAAAAUAAAAAUACAUGUUUUAUAU
This is a messenger RNA of Danio aesculapii, 2309 nucleotides long. RefSeq names its product tectonic family member 2 (gene tctn2). Gene Ontology annotation, cellular component: MKS complex. The transcript has 18 exons. Gene Ontology annotation, biological process: protein localization to ciliary transition zone; cilium assembly; smoothened signaling pathway. Lineage: Eukaryota; Metazoa; Chordata; Actinopteri; Cypriniformes; Danionidae. The record is from RefSeq and is a predicted model, not a curated record. The coding region runs from base 36 to 2144 and encodes 702 amino acids.